CUCUAUUUCAUUUUCUAGGAUUUCGAAAUCUAAAAACGUUUCUGAAUCUAACCAAGUCAAUGUCAUUCGAUGAGCGCUGUCAGUCCGGGUAUCCUUUGUCCAUGGCUUGGUUACCUAAUGAACCAUACUCAGGAGUGACCGGWCCACGUACGAUUAACGGUUCAAAAGGAAUGGUUGCAUACGGGAUAUUUCCAGGUAUAAUCAACCAGAUGGUCCAGCAUUGCUGUCCAAGAAGUAAAAUCAAGUACGCUAAAAUGUUGAGAGCGAUUCGCGAUGCAGACAGGAAUCUAAAGACAAACAGUUACGAUUUCACGUACCCGGUGUACGUCCAGAAGUGGAAGAGCAAGACAUAUAAGGACAAGCCAUUUGUACCCGUUGUCCAGGCCCCUCGCGUUAUGUUGAUUGUAUACGAUGACAUAGAAGCGAGAGCGACGAAGACAUCCCUACUUGUAAACACAAUCUUUUCAGCAUGGCCUUUCUUAUUGUUUAUUCUUGGCGUUGCCAUGACAGCUGGACUGGUCGUCUGGAUGCUGGAAAAGGUUGCUCGUUCUCAGGAAUUCACGGUUAAGUUUGCGACUGGAGCCUGGGACGGAUUUUGGUGGGCAGUUGUUACUAUGACAACGGUUGGGUAUGGUGACAAGGCACCAAAGAGCAUACCAGGWCGGUUAUUUUGCUUGUUAUGGAUCAUUGUUGGGAUCAACAUAGUGGCGACGUUCACAGCUCUYAUCACAGCUACAGUAACAGCAAACACACAGCCUUACUUCAAUAUCAAUGGCGCCAAGAUUGGUGCUGUGGAUGGAAGUGAGGAGUUUCGUCUUGGAGUGCAAAUGGGUGCAUUUAUGAUAGGUUUCAAGCAUCCCUCGAAGAUGACAAAGGCGCUCAAGGCCCACGACAUCGACGGACUGCUGAUCGAUAACUACGCCUUAACGAGGUUUUCGAAGUUCUUUGAAACCGAGAAGACAAUUCGUCUGGAGUCGACCAUCGAUCAUAGAAUCAGCUAUGGGAUGGUUCUACCCUCGGGAAACACAAAAACCGAGACUUGUAUCAGGAAAUACAUGAAGAAUUAUCGCCAGGAAACAUUUGGCAGCAUUUCAAAACAGCUGAGACCUUUGUCACAGAGAAAAGGUAGCCAAUCAGACUACAGUGUUGAAGCAGCAGGCCUUCUGUUCUACCAGGAGGGUCUCUUCACSGAUGUGAUACAAUAUGGUUGCGCAUGCGUGGGAAGCCUUGUCGUGAUUGGUUUGAUCUGGGAACUYGCAUACAGACGACAUAAAGAGGGAUUCCAUCGACUUUUAAAUCGCUUGCGCGGUUUUUCUUCCCCAAGUAAGGGAUCAUCUCAAAUUGAGGAAAAACUCGCCAAUGAAGACCUCACCACCAUUGAGAGAAAGAGAAAAGAACUUGUCAUGGAGCACCGAAGAUUCCAGACAAAAUGGAUAGAUCAGCUUUCAAAUCUUAAUAGCACACGACAGAAAUAGUGUACAAUAAAUACAGCGAAACCCCGUUACUACGGUCAUUUAAUAGGCCGUCAUAAGGCAAACGUAUUAGUUMUAAGCAACUUAAUCCACCAUACAUUUCAACCCCGCUAAUACGGGCACUUUUUGUUGUYGCUUCAGUGGUCGGAUUAGUAAGGUUCCACUGUAUUUAUAAUGAUUAUAGGAUUAGCUUAGGUGUUUGCAUCGAAACAAUUUUGAGAUGAAAUGACCGUCAAUCUUACUCAAGGAAGAUAUCGGGGAGAGGGGGUGGGACUUCCCAAUAAGAAAGGGCGGGGGUCCUCGUCGUCCAUUUUAGGGUUUGAAAUCAGUGUUUUGGUCCCGCUUAGGGUGAUAAUGACGAGAAUUUAAACCAACUGAGUUUUGUGGUCGCUUUUAAGCUAUACAACGAGGUCUAAGCCAUCAUUAAAAGAAAUGUAGGCACUGCCACGCCCAUCAUCUAACAAUACACGUCCCUUUUAGGGGUCAUUUUCAGAAUUUCCGACGAGGACCCCCACCCUUUUAUAUUAGGGAGUCCACCCCGAAAAAAGAUAUACWGAGAUAGAAAACGCAUGUCKGUUUCCAAAGSUUAAUCUCGCAUGUGUUGAAACAUUGCGAAUAAGUCACUAUAGAUAUAUCGAGGCCUUGUCCGUASCUACACGUUUUUGAGAAUGGAGCGAUAUAGUUAAGCUACAAUAUCGAAUAAGUGUAGAAAAGGCCAGAAAAAGCAUCGAUUUAGAUAAAUUGACAUUUGAAUAACAACGUUUAAUGAAUGACUGUUAAAGACACUUUGUACUUUCUUCGCAAUAGAAUUAGAUCUUGAAUUCAAUGUUGGAUUCAAUGUUUCAAGUCCUUUUAGGGAGGGGAGGGUGCACUUUAAUAAAUCUCAUCAUUAGUCUCAUGAACAUAUUUCCUUAGUCAGAAACUGAAUAAAUAUCAGAUAAUAUUUCAA
This is a messenger RNA of Exaiptasia diaphana, 2421 nucleotides long. RefSeq lists its product as uncharacterized. The record is from RefSeq and is a predicted model, not a curated record. Gene Ontology annotation, biological process: potassium ion transmembrane transport. The coding region runs from base 60 to 1475 and encodes 471 amino acids. Gene Ontology annotation, molecular function: delayed rectifier potassium channel activity. The transcript is spliced from 9 exons. Gene Ontology annotation, cellular component: voltage-gated potassium channel complex. Lineage: Eukaryota; Metazoa; Cnidaria; Anthozoa; Actiniaria; Aiptasiidae.